This is a messenger RNA of Ordospora colligata OC4, 2544 nucleotides long. Its product is annotated as ATP binding subunit of chaperone protease. Gene Ontology annotation, cellular component: cytoplasm. Gene Ontology annotation, molecular function: ATP binding; ATP hydrolysis activity. The transcript has a single exon. Lineage: Eukaryota; Fungi; Microsporidia; Ordosporidae. Gene Ontology annotation, biological process: cellular response to heat. The record is from RefSeq and is a predicted model, not a curated record. The coding region runs from base 1 to 2544 and encodes 847 amino acids.
AUGGGUGUAAAGAAAUACACUGAUAAGGCACAGAUUGUCUUGAAGGGAUGCCUUGAUGAGGCGCUUGCAAAUAACAACAAUUUUGUUGAGCCGGAGCAUCUUCUGAAGGUUAUUUUGAAUGAUUCGGAGAAUGUGCUGUGCAGUACUUUGACUCCUGACGAGCUGAGCGAGAUCAAAGUUGCUGUUGCACGCAGAAUAGGUGGGUUUGCGAAGCAAUACAGUUGUACUGAACCUAGGGUUGGAGAGGCACUUGGAAGAGUUGUGUUGGCGGCAGAAGGCGUGAGAGACGAGUAUGUUUCUAUAAAUGUGCUUGUGUUGAAGCUGCUUGAGACAAAAAGCAUAUGCGAGCUGAUUAGAAAUGUUGAAGAGGUUAGGAAAAGAGUUGAGGAGCACACGAGAGGCAAGAAGUUUGAUUCGAGGAAUUCCGAUGAGAUGGAGGGUGCAAUAUCGAAGUUUGCCGUAGACAUGGUUGAGCAGGCAAGGCAGAAUGUGUUCGAUCCUGUUAUUGGAAGAGAUGAGGAGAUAAGACAGGUGAUUGAGAUUUUAUCUAAGAAGACGAAGAGCAAUGCGAUUUUAGUGGGUAAGCCUGGAGUGGGAAAGACAGCGAUAGUGAAUGGGAUUGCACAGAUGAUAGCGAAUGGAGAAGCACCGACGCUGCAGGGCGUUAGGAUAUACAAUGUUGAUGUUGGGUCGAUGGUUGCUGGGACUUCGCAUCGAGGAGAUUUUGAAGAAAGGCUGAAGAAGCUUGUGAAGGAGGCAGAGAGCAUGCCUGGAGUGAUUAUUUUUAUUGAUGAGAUUCAUAUUGUUCUUGGUGCAGGCAAGACAGAUGGGGCGAUGGAUGCAGCAAAUAUGCUGAAGCCUGGACUUGCGGCAGGAACCAUCAAGUGCAUUGGUGCAACAACACACGAUGAGUAUAGAAAGUAUGUUGAGAAGGACCCAGCGUUUGAGAGAAGGUUUGUACAAGUGGUUGUACGAGAGCCAUGUAUUGAGGACUCUGUGACAAUGCUGAGAGGGCUUAAGGAGCGAUUGGAGGCGUAUCAUGGGGUGAAGAUAGCGGAUAGUGCGCUUAUGUAUGCAGCCACAGCAUCGAAGAAGUAUAUAUCGAAUAGGAGGCUGCCUGAUGUAGCGAUUGAUCUGAUUGAUACGGCAUGUGCAAGUGCAGUGAUUGCGCUUGAAAGCGAACCACAGGAGAUUUUGAAUGCAAGGGCGAAGGCAUGGUCGCUUGAGCUUGAGAAGGCAAGCCUGGAGAUUGAUCUGAACAGGGAAAAGGAUGAGCAGACAAUGCGCAGGCUUGAGAGUGUGACAGAGAAGAUAGAGGAAGUGAAGAGGAGCUUACAGCCGAUGGAGGAGGCAUACAUGAAGGAUAAGAGCUACAUAAUUGAGGCAAAGAAGUUGAAGAAGAAGCUUGAGGAUACGAGACUUAGGCUGGCACAGGCUGAGAGGGACAGAGACACGUACCUGGCGUAUGACCUGAAGACCAAUGUGAUUCCUGUGAUUGAAAGUGAGAUUAAGCGACUUGAGACGGUUGAGGUCAUUCUCCCAGUGAAUGUUGCAGAGGUGAUAAGCAGAUGGACAGGGAUUCCAGUGAAGAGGCUUACGCUGAAAGAGAAUGAAAGGCUUCUGGAGAUGUCUCAAAGAAUAAAGCAACGGAUAUUUGGCCAAGAUCAUGCGGUGGACAGCAUUGUUGACUCGAUCCUACAGUCGAGAGUUGGACUGAGCAGGGAAGACAAACCUAUUGGUGCGUUUCUUCUUCUUGGGCCGACUGGAGUAGGAAAGACCGAGCUUGCGAAGGCGAUUGCAGCAGAGCUGUUUGAUGACGAAAAGAACAUGCUUGUGCUUGAUAUGAGCGACUAUGGAAACGAAAUGAGUAUUACGAAGCUGAUUGGAGCGUCUGCAGGAUAUGUGGGAUACAACGAGGGAGGAGCGCUUACUGAACCUGUGAAGAGCAAGCCAUACAGCGUGAUAUUGCUAGAUGAGGUUGAUCUUGCACAUCAGACGGUUCUGAAUGUGUUAUACCAGCUGCUGGACGAGGGCAGAGCUACUGAUGGGAAGGGAGUCACAGUAGACUUCAGAAACUGUGUGUUGAUUAUGACGUCUAAUCUUGGACAAGAGGUGAUAAUGAGAUCGAAUGUGAUGACUACUGAGGACAGGAAAGAAAUGGAAAGGCUUGUGCUGCACAGGUUUGGGCCACCGCUUGUGAACAGGAUCGAUGAUGUGAUCUACUUUAACAAGCUUGGCAAGGACAGCAUGUAUAUGAUUCUUGAGUAUCAGCUUGACCAGCUCAACAAGAGGCUGGAAGAGAAAGGAAUGGCUCUCAGGAUUUCUGAUGCGGUGAGGGACGAUGUGGUUGAGAAGGCGCAUUCCUCGGUGUAUGGGGCACGCCUGUUGAAGAGGUUUAUCCAAUCGAACUUUGUUCAUGCAUUGACGAAAAUUAUGCUGAUGAGAAGCAGUGAAGAUUUGAUCUAUGUUGAGUGCACACAUCCUUCUGAGAUGGCCGAAGGGAUUCAGAUAGCAGAAUAUGUGUAUAAAGUGGUGCCCAGGUGA